AUGAGAGUGUCAAUUAGUAGCAACAUGUCAAGUUCCGAAAUAAAGGAAGCGUCUCUGUCAGACAAAGAAGAUCUUACACCCAGUAAAGUUCACACGAGAAUAGAUGUAGAAAAUAAUUCAGAUGGUUCAUUAGAUAUAGAAGCUGGUAAAGAGAAUGUUGUUGAUUCUCCGCCAGGAUCAGACGAUCCAGAUAUAGAUGCUGGAUAUGCCUGGGUAAUUUGUUUUGCAUGUUUUCUUUUUAAUUUUGCAACAUGGGGAAUGAAUUCAGGAUUUGCGAUUUAUUUUGCAAAUUAUUUAAACAAUAAUACUUUCCCAGGGGCUAAUAAGAUGGAUUAUAGUUAUAUUGGUGGGUUAGCAUUUGGGGUAGGUCUUUUCUUCUCACCUGUCUUAACUGUGAUACAAGGUAAGAUAGGACUUAGACCUACUUUAGCUAUUGGUAAUUGUUUAGAAUUUACGGCGCUUAUGUUGGCCAGUUUCUCAACCAAACUUUGGCAAUUAUAUUUAACUCAAGGUGUCAUGCAGAGUCUUGGAUUAGCAUUCCUUUCAGUUCCAUCCGUUUCAUUAGUUCCACAAUACUUCAGAAAGAGAAGAAUUUUAGCUGGGAGUUUGGCAACUGCGGGGUCAGGUGUUGGUGGUAUUGUUUUCAAUUUGGGUAUGCAAAAAGUAGUUGAAGCAAGAAGUGUAUUCUGGGCAUUAAGAGUCCAAAGUAUAAUAGCAUUUGUUUUAGGUUGGGUAGCAAUUGCUCUUGCAAAGAAGAAAAAGAAUCUCCCUCCUAUCAAGUUUGCCAUGUUUGAUAAAGAAGUUCUCAAAUCAGCAUCAUUUUAUCUUUUAGCUUUCUUUUGCAUUACAUGUAUGUUUGGAUAUGUUAUUGUAUUAUAUACAUUAGCACAAUUCACAACUAGUUUGGGAUAUUCAGAGUAUCAAGGAUCAAUAGUCUCAGCUAUGGUGCAAGUCGGAUCGUGUUUUGGAAGACCAAUAGUUGGUUAUGCAUCAGAUAGAUUGGGAGCAGCAACAGUAUCAACCACAGCUUAUACUAUUGUCGGUAUCUUAUGUUUUGCAAUGUGGAUUCCAGCUAGGAGUUUAGCUACUGUCAUUGUAUUUGCAAUUAUCCAAGGUGGAUUAAUGGGAGCAAUCUAUGGUAUGAUUGCACCUUUGAUUGCUAGACUUUUUGGAUUGAAAAAGAUGAAUCUUGUGCUUGCAAAUGUAUGGUGUUUCUUAGGUAUCGCAGGGUUAUUUUCACCGGUCAUCGGGAUUAAAUUGAAACAUGGAGAAGGAGGAUUUGUUGAUCCUACUCAAUAUGUUGAUUGUUCUAUUUUCGCUGGGGUUUCAUUUAUGUGUUGUGCGUUGACUUUGUUGAUCAUUAGAGGAUAUAUUAAAGCAAGAGAUUAUAUGUUGGCACAAAGAGGCGGUGAUAGUAAGGAUACCGAUUUCAGUGAUUAUACAGGAAUAACAGUUCCAUUUACUCAAGUGUUUAGACAUAUGUUUUCUUACAAGUAUGGUAAGAUAUAA
Messenger RNA from Hemisphaericaspora subhashii, 1509 nucleotides. RefSeq lists its product as uncharacterized. Lineage: Eukaryota; Fungi; Ascomycota; Pichiomycetes; Serinales; Debaryomycetaceae. The transcript has a single exon. Gene Ontology annotation, biological process: transmembrane transport. Gene Ontology annotation, molecular function: transmembrane transporter activity. The record is from RefSeq and is a predicted model, not a curated record. The coding region runs from base 1 to 1509 and encodes 502 amino acids.